Molecule: messenger RNA, 1136 nt
Organism: Lycium ferocissimum
Lineage: Eukaryota; Viridiplantae; Streptophyta; Magnoliopsida; Solanales; Solanaceae
Exons: 3
Coding region: 81-869 (262 amino acids)
Biological process (GO): positive regulation of DNA repair
Cellular component (GO): BRISC complex; BRCA1-A complex
Source: RefSeq, a predicted model, not a curated record
AUUAGGAAAGACCUAACUCUCUCAAAAUAGCAAGCGAACUAUAUAUAUAGAGAGAGAGAGAUCAGUAACAGUUCUUGAAAAUGGAGGUAAUAGAAGGACAAGGUUCAACACCACCACCAUCAACUUACACACUUUCACCAAAUCGAUUAGCAAGUGAAGACAUACUAUUCUGUGUAGAUGUUGACAAUGAAUCACUUGUUGAAAUGAAAGUGUCAGGUGCAGGUGGCAGACCAUAUACAAGAUUGGAUUCAAUUAAACAAGCCAUCCUUCUCUUUGUCAACGCUAAGCUUACUAUUAAUCUAGAUCACCGUUUCGCUUUUGCUGGUCUUGGUAAAUCAGCUUUUUGGGUUCGGAAAGAGUUUACUAGUGAGAUUGACUCGAUAAUUUCUGCAUGUCGGGGUAUCUCUGCUGUAGAUGCACCUUCUGGCCAUGCAGACCUUACUCAACUAUUUCGGGUGGCAGCUCAUGAAGCGAAAAAGUCACGUGCACAAAAUCGGAUACUCCGGGUGAUACUUCUAUAUUGUAGGUCAUCUAUACCACCACAGCAUCAAUGGCCUGCGACCCAAAAGCUCUUCACCUUGGAUGUAGUUUACCUUCAUGACAAGCCUGGACCUGACAAUUGCCCUCAAAAGGUGUAUGAUGGCCUCGUUGAGGCCCUGGAACAUGUCAGUGAAUACGAGGGUUACAUAUUUGAGAGUGGUCAGGGGCUUACUCGUGUCCUAUUCCGUCAUAUGUGUACGCUUCUUUCCCAUCCUCAGCAACGUUGUGUGCAAGAUGACCUUGACAUUCCCAAGUCUCUUACAAAGAAGACAGCUGUCUCUGACUCGGCACCAGCUGAUGAAAAUGCUGUCGUUGUCUCUAGCCAAUGAUAUCAUAAACAUUUGACAAAUCAAACCAACUCUCCCUAGUUGUACUUUUCUCAUCCUUCUUGUUUUGGUGUUCUAUGGAGAACUAAUGUGGGUGGGUAAUCUAGCAAGUAUGUAACAUUGUAACCCCUCCUUUCUUUCACCUCAACUUCUUCCUGUACAGUGAUAUUUUUGUUGCUUAGUCUAAGCCAAUCUAAGAAUAUAAACAUAUCAGUGUUGAUGAGCUCUAUCUUCCUUUGGUCAUGCAAGAUUAUCUGAUUUAGUGCUGUC